AUGAAAGAGAAGACGUUUUUCCCAGCGGUGGAGCAGGACUGGGACGACACCAGCGAUGAAUCCAUUCUAUCUCCUGAGAGGCAGGAUUCCAGUCCAAUCUCAGACCUAGACUCGCCAGGCCCGUCGUCGCUUUAUGAGAGAUCACAGAGAUCCAGUAGCGUCAACCCUGAGGCAGAAGCAAGGUGGAAGUGGCUGAGGAAUAUCAGUCGGUCCCCGGUGAGCUGCUGGACCGGUGUGCUGCUGGACUCCAGCAGCUGGAAGACCAGCAGUGAGGAGGAAACCAGGAAUAUGAUGAGGAGGCAGGCGAGUCUGUGCAGAAAAUACUUGGAGAAUGAAGCAAGGAGGAAGGAGCUGGUGACGAAGAAGAACACUCCGUAUGUCUCCUGUGUGAAGCAGGACUCCAACAGCAGCAGUGAGCAAACCAGUCCUACCCCAGAGAAGCAGGAGUCCAGUCCGAUUCCCGAGAAGCAGGAGUCCAGUCCGAUUCCCGAGAAGCAGGAGUCCAGUCCGAUUCCCGAGAAGCAGGAGUCCAGUCCGAUUCCCGAGAAGCAGGAGUCCAGUCCGAUUCCAGAGAAGCAGGAGUCCAGUCCGAUUCCCGAGAAGCAGGAGUCCGGUCCGAUUCCCGAGAAGCAGGAGUCCAGUCCGGCCCCGAUCCCAGACCUAGACUGUCUCCCAGGCUCGUCAUCGCUCCCACUCUGUGACCCUGAGAAAUUACAGAGGAUAAUGAGGCGGUGGAAGAAGGGAGGGAUGAGGCGGAAGACUCCUGCUGAUCGACCUGUGGAUCAGGAGUCCAGCAACAAAUCCAGACUGAGGAGGGUCCAGACCAAGGCAAAAGCAAGGAGGAAGAAGCUGGUGAAGGAGACUCCGCAUGUGCCGUGUGUGAAGCAGGACUCCAACAGCAAUACAAGCGGCUGUGAGCAGGAAACAAGUCCGAUUCCAGAGAAGCAGGAGUCCAGUCCGAUUCCAGAGAAGCAGGAGUCCAGUCCGAUUCCCGAGAAGCAGGAGUCCGGUCCGGCCCCGAUCCCAGACCUAGACUGUCUCCCAGGCUCGUCAUCGCUCCCACUCUGUGACCCUGAGAAAUUACAGAGGAUAAUGAGGCGGUGGAAGAAGGGAGGGAUGAGGCGGAGGACUCCUGCUGAUCGACCUGUGGAUCAGGAGUCCAGCAACAAAUCCAGACUGAGGAGGGUCCAGACCAAGGCAAAAGCAAGGAGGAAGAAGCUGGUGAAGAAGACUCCGCAGGUGCCGUGUGUGAAGCAGGACUCCAACAGCAAUACAAGCGGCUGUGAGCAGGAAACAAGUCCGAUUCCCGAGAAGCAGGAGUCCAGUCCGAUUCCAGAGAAGCAGGAGUCCAGUCCGAUUCCCGAGAAGCAGGAGUCCAGUCCGAUUCCCGAGAAGCAGGAGUCCAGUCCGGCCCCGAUCCCAGACCUAGACUGUCUCCCAGGCUCGUCAUCGCUCCCACUCUUUGACCCUGAGAAAUUACAGAGGAUAAUGAGGCGGUGGAAGAAGGGAGGGAUGAGGCGGAAGACUCCUGCUGAUCGACCUGUGGAUCAGGAGUCCAGCAACAAAUCCAGACUGAGGAGGGUCCAGACCAAGGCAAAAGCAAGGAGGAAGAAGCUGGUGAAGGAGACUCCGCAUGUGCCGUGUGUGAAGCAGGACUCCAACAGCAAUACAAGCGGCUGUGAGCAGGAAACAAGUCCGAUUCCAGAGAAGCAGGAGUCCAGUCCGAUUCCAGAGAAGCAGGAGUCCAGUCCGAUUCCCGAGAAGCAGGCGUCCAGUCCGAUUCCCGAGAAGCAGGAGUCCAGUCCGGCCCCGAUCCCAGACCUAGACUGUCUCCCAGGCUCGUCAUCGCUCCCACUCUGUGACCCUGAGAAAUUACAGAGGAUAAUGAGGCGGUGGAAGAAGGGAGGGAUGAGGCGGAGGACUCCUGCUGAUCGACCUGUGGAUCAGGAGUCCAGCAACAAAUCCAGAGUGAGGAGGGUCCAGACCAAGGCAAAAGCAAGGAGGAAGAAGCUGGUGAAGAAGACUCCGCAGGUGCCGUGUGUGAAGCAGGACUCCAACAGCAAUACAAGCGGCUGUGAGCAGGAAACAAGUCCGAUUCCAGAGAAGCAGGAGUCCAGUCCGAUUCUCGAGAAGCAGGAGUCCAGUCCGAUUCCAGAGAAGCAGGAGUCCGGUCCGGUUUCUACCCUGGUUCCGACCCCAGACCUAGACUGUCUCCCAGGCUCGUCAUCGCUCCCAGUCUGUGAACCUGAGAAAUCACAGAGGAUGAUGAGGCGGGGGAAGAGGCGGGGGACUCCUUAUGAUCGACCUGUGGAUCAGGAGUCCAGCUCCAAAUCCAGAAAGAGGAGUGUCGAGACCAAGGCGAAAGCGAGGUUCCCGUCACCAACCAGUGUCCGUGAAGCAGCAUCCUGUAGACAGAGAGCAGGCAGCGGCCCAGAGGGAGGACCAGAGCCCGGCCCAGAGGGAGGACCAGAGCCCGGACCAGAGGACGGACCAGAGGACGGACCAGAGGACGGACCAGAGGACGGACCAGAGGACGAACCAGAGGACGAACCAGAGGACGAACCAGAGGACGAACCAGAGGACGAACCAGAGGACGAACCAGAGGACGGACCAGAGGAAGGACCAGACCCCAGACAAGAUCCCUGGCAAGACGACAGAUCUAAGCAAGGGCGUAAAACACAAAGAGAUGACAGACCUGUGGAUCAAGAGCACAACCACAGAAAAGAGGAGCAUUGA
Knipowitschia caucasica is the source of this 2736-nucleotide messenger RNA. NCBI's taxonomy places the organism in Eukaryota, Metazoa, Chordata, Actinopteri, Gobiiformes, Gobiidae. The record is from the annotation of a GenBank genome assembly.